AUGUCUUGUGAAGAGUUAAAUAAAAAUAUAAAGAUGGCUAGGCAGAAUGGUAUUGUGCAACCUUUACUCACUGAUCUUUACCAAAUCACUAUGGCAUAUGCAUACUGGAAAGCUGGUAAAGUCAAUGAUGUGGCUGUGUUUGACUUAUUUUUCCGCACCAAUCCAUUCCAAGGGGAAUUUACAAUUUUUGCUGGCCUUGAAGAAUGUUUAAAGUUUUUAGUGAAUUUUCACUAUUCCGAAAGUGACAUAGAAUAUUUGAUGCAAACUUUACCUGAAAAUAUUGAACCUGAGUUCUAUGGGUAUUUGAAAGACUUAACUUGUAAGGACAUUAAACUUAGUGCUAUUGAAGAAGGAUCUGUUGUUUUUCCAAGAGUACCCCUAUUAAGAGUUGAAGGACCUUUAAUUGUGGCGCAAUUGCUGGAGACAACUUUGUUAACCCUUGUUAAUUUUGCAAGUUUAAUGGCAACGAAUGCGGCAAGAUACAGAAUGGUCGCUGGAAAAAAUGUUUCUUUGCUCGAAUUUGGAUUACGAAGAGCACAAGGCCCCGAUGGUGGAUUAUCAGCCUCUAAAUACGCUUAUAUUGGUGGAUUUGAUGGUACAAGUAAUGUGUUGGCAGGCAAAAUGUUUAAUAUACCUGUCAAAGGCACGCACGCACAUUCGUUUGUGACAUCAUUUAGCAACCUAAAUGAUAUACAAUCGGUCACUAUAAGGCACAUGGACACACAGGACCCUUGUAAUCUUCUCGAACUGGCGACCGAGUGGCGGAAGCGAGUGUCUGCCAUUAUCGAUAUAUCUCCGGACGAAGCAAGUGACGGCGAACUAGCCGCACUCCUAUCGUAUGCCUUAGCGUUCCCCACCGGAUUUUUGGCACUAGUGGAUACGUACGAUGUCAAGAGGUACAAUUUUCAAGGCUUACCGUCACGACACAGGCAGCAUAAUAUGAAUGGGCAUUCUGGCUACAAUAGCAACUGUGGAACCAAUGGUACUACAGUACUAAACUCACCGAGCAUACAUAAUACAUAUGGAUAUAGCACGGUCGAACGCACACUGAGGAGUGGCUUGCUAAACUUCUGUGCCGUGGCUCUUGCGCUAAAUGACUGUGGAUACAGGGCUGUCGGUAUUCGUAUCGACAGCGGUGACCUGGCUUAUUUGUCUGUAUUAGCACGGGAGACCUUCGAAAACAUUGCGGAAGUUCUCAAACUGCCUUGGUUCGCUAAGCUGACGAUUGUAGCCUCUAACGACAUAAAUGAAGAAACUAUAUUGAGUUUGAACGAGCAGGGUCACAAAAUCGACUGUUUUGGCAUUGGAACACAUUUAGUUACGUGUCAACGACAGCCGGCUUUGGGAUGUGUAUACAAGUUAGUGGAGAUAAACGGUCACCCCAGGAUAAAACUUAGCCAAGAUGUAGGAAAAGUCACAAUACCCGGUCACAAACAGGCAUACAGAUUAUUUGGUGCAGAUGGACAUGCGCUGAUAGACUUGCUACAAAGGUCAUCGGAGCCCGCUCCAGAAGUUGGUCAAAAGGUCCUUUGUAGGCAUCCCUUUCAAGAGUCAAAGAGAGCUUAUGUCAGUCCUAGCAAAGUGGAACACCUUUAUAAGGUGUACUGGAGAGACGGCAAGGUUACUACAAUGCCAAAGCCAUUGAGCGAGGUGCGAGAGCGAGUGCAAUCAACUUUGAAAACAUUGCGUCAAGAUAUCAAGAGAAAUUUAAACCCAACACCAUAUAAGGUCGCCGUAAGUGAUGACCUGUACAAUUUCAUACAUGAUCUGUGGCUUCAGAAUGCUCCUAUUGGUGAAUUGUCUUGA
This is a messenger RNA of Arctia plantaginis, 1806 nucleotides long. The record is from the annotation of a GenBank genome assembly. Lineage: Eukaryota; Metazoa; Arthropoda; Insecta; Lepidoptera; Erebidae.